GGACGCCCGGCUCGGGCAGGCGUGGGGGGCCCGCGCGUCCCGGGAGCCCCGAGGCGGCAGCGCGCGUUUCCACGCCGCGGUCCCGCGGGAAAGCCGGGGGCGGCGGCCUGGCUGAGGCCGAGCUCGGAUCCGGUGCCGAGCCAAGCGGGGCAGUGCGUCGCCGGGGCUUCGCCUUCGCUCGCGUGACCUCCGCCGUCCUCCCCAACCCUCGUCCUCUGGCCGCGCCAGCGGCCGCACGCCCAGCGCCCCUCGCCUAACCUCGCGCCCGGGCCGCGCCUCCUCCUCCUCCUGCUCCCCGCCGCUUCCGUUUCUCGAGGGAAAGGCUGCUGCCUCCUGCUCUGUCCUCAUUCCCGGCUUAGUCCUUCAGAGCUUACAUCAUGUGGCCGAGUUUAUAUACCUCAUUGGCAAAACAGAGCCUAAGAACCAGCUCUUCUGUAUCCCAAGCAAGGCUCUUUCUACCGCACACCCUGCAGGCCCAUCCAGGCCCAUCCAGACAAUAAACACUGACGGCCCAGAGGGUGGGUGCCAAUUCCACCAGCAGCUGCAACUGAAAAGCAAGGUUCAGAAAUGUCAGAUAUCCUCCGGGAGCUGCUCUGUGUCUCUGAGAAGGCUGCUAACAUUGCCCGGGCGUGCAGACAGCAGGAAACGCUCUUCCAGCUGCUGAUCGAAGAAAAGAAAGAGGGAGAAAAGAACAAGAAGUUUGCAGUUGACUUCAAGACGCUGGCUGAUGUACUGGUACAGGAAGUUAUAAAACAGAAUAUGGAGAACAAGUUUCCAGGCUUGGAAAAAAAUAUUUCUGGAGAAGAAUCCAAUGAGUUUACUAAUGACUUGGGGGAAAAGAUUACCUUGAGGUUGUGUUCAACAGAGGAAGAAACAGCAGAGCUUCUUAGCAAAGUCCUCAAUGGUAACAAGGUGGCAUCUGAAGCAUUAGCCAGGGUUGUUCAUCAGGAUGUUGCCUUUACUGACCCAACUCUGGAUUCCACAGAGAUCAAUGUUCCACAGGACAUUUUGGGAAUUUGGGUGGACCCCAUAGAUUCAACUUAUCAGUAUAUAAAAGGUUCUGCUGACAUUAAAUCCAACCAGGGAAUCUUCCCCUGUGGACUUCAGUGUGUCACCAUUUUAAUUGGUGUCUAUGACAUACAGACAGGGGUUCCCCUGAUGGGAGUCAUCAAUCAACCUUUUGUGUCACGAGAUCCAAACACCCUCAGGUGGAAAGGACAGUGCUAUUGGGGCCUUUCUUACAUGGGGACCAACAUGCAUUCACUACAGCUCACCAUCUCUAGAAGAAACGGCAGUGAAACACACACUGGAAACACCGGCUCUGAGGCAGCAUUCUCCCCCAGUUUUUCAGCCGUAAUUAGUACAAGUGAAAAGGAGACUGUCAAAGCUGCAUUGUCACGUGUGUGUGGAGAUCGCAUAUUUGGGGCAGCUGGGGCUGGUUAUAAGAGCCUAUGUGUUGUCCAAGGCCUCGUUGACAUUUACAUCUUUUCAGAAGAUACCACAUUCAAGUGGGACUCUUGUGCUGCUCAUGCCAUACUGCGGGCCAUGGGUGGGGGAAUAGUAGACUUGAAAGAAUGCUUAGAAAGAAAUCCAGAAACAGGGCUUGAUUUGCCACAGUUGGUGUACCACGUGGAAAAUGAGGGUGCUGCUGGGGUGGAUCGGUGGGCCAACAAGGGAGGACUCAUUGCAUACAGAUCCAGGAAGCGGCUGGAGGCAUUCCUGAGCCUCCUGGUCCAAAACCUGGCACCUGCAGAGACGCAUACCUAGAGGAACUCUAACCCCGGUGUACCUGUAUAAACUGAACUGUGAAACUGUUUCGAUUAUCUCUGUUUUUUGAGGAUGGCUUUGUCCUGUUGCUGGUUAACAUUCACCUUCCUCUUUUGAGGAGUAUUUUUCCAUUAUGUAUUCAUAAUAAUGUUAAUUUCAAUAAAUGACAUUCAUGCAGCAAUUA
Gorilla gorilla gorilla (western lowland gorilla) is the source of this 1951-nucleotide messenger RNA. RefSeq names its product inositol polyphosphate-1-phosphatase (gene INPP1). The record is from RefSeq and is a predicted model, not a curated record. Gene Ontology annotation, biological process: phosphatidylinositol phosphate biosynthetic process. Lineage: Eukaryota; Metazoa; Chordata; Mammalia; Primates; Hominidae. Gene Ontology annotation, molecular function: inositol-1,4-bisphosphate 1-phosphatase activity. The transcript has 7 exons. Bases 568 to 1767 code for a protein of 399 amino acids.